This is a messenger RNA of Priapulus caudatus, 3556 nucleotides long. Its product is annotated as H/ACA ribonucleoprotein complex non-core subunit NAF1-like. Bases 439 to 2496 code for a protein of 685 amino acids. Gene Ontology annotation, biological process: ribosome biogenesis; box H/ACA snoRNP assembly; pseudouridine synthesis. Gene Ontology annotation, molecular function: RNA binding. The record is from RefSeq and is a predicted model, not a curated record. Gene Ontology annotation, cellular component: sno(s)RNA-containing ribonucleoprotein complex. The transcript is spliced from 6 exons. NCBI's taxonomy places the organism in Eukaryota, Metazoa, Priapulida, Priapulimorpha, Priapulimorphida, Priapulidae.
UUGUUCCCAACAUGUCAGCUCCCGUGGAAAACGUGGUAUACUCAGGCAUUUCUAAAUUUUGGUGAAGUACCGGGUAUACUAGCUGAUUAGCAGAUGAGCAUUUGACAUAUGUCUUUAAACAGACUGUGUUAUAAUUUGUGGUAGAGUAUCCUGGUUAUCAAAAGAGCAAACGUUUUGGUCUGAGUAAUCAGUCUUCAAACGGACUCGGGACUGCAUGUGACGUCAAUGGUCAUUUUUACAAGCAAAAAUCGAGAAGUACAAAUUUGAAAAGAUGAUAACGGCCCGACGAUAUGACUUCUCCCCUAUUACAAGUUACAACAUUAGGUCAACACUACAGUACUGAAUAUUGUUGUCAGGGAGUAGUCGCGCCGAUGUAGCAGGGUAUAUACUGGUUAGGUACUUAGUAUUCUGAUAGUAAAAAAUCACAGUGUCAGUGAAAUGGAAAGUAUAAAAUUAAAGGAACCUGAAAGUGAAAGCAUUGACAUUGGCAUGGUAGACUCUGCCAGUGCCAAUGAAUGCACAUCAAAUGGCGAUGAAGAAGAGGCAAUCUCUGGCUCUCAUCAGCAAAAUACAGGCAAUUGUCCACGCAACAAUAAUCUAACCAUUGAUACUAAACCAGAGCUAGAGACGAACUGCGAUAAUAGUAUGGAUACUACUACUAGGGAUAGUACUGUACCACCAACUAAUACGAUAACUCAUGUGAAACUCGAUGGCAGGAAUAAUAAUGUUACCAGCAAAGAAGAUAUCUUGUCCAGCAGGAAUCAGGAUACUACUACUAGCGGUGGCAUUGCCUUCAGUGACACUAUUAUAAACAAAACACAAGAUCAUAUUCGUAGUAAUCUACCCAUGGAGAUGAGUGCUGUGGGACAGACCAUCGGCAAUGCAAGCUUGAUCAGCAAUAAAGAAGGAGAGAUCACCUGCAGUAGGAAUGAGCAAAGUUGCACGAAUGUGAAUGCUACAGGGACAGUUUUUGAAAAUGAGAUCCAUGUUCAGAAUCAUAAUGAUGGACUGCCAUCCAUCAGAAGCGUGUGUACAGAAGUGAAUAUGAGCAACACCGUUUCACACAAAUCAGAUAAUAGGCUUAACCCAUGUAGGAUUUCUCAAGAUGCAACUGAAACAAAUGUGAAUGAAUCCUCAUCUGACUCUGGUACAGAAGAUAGUGACAGUGACAGUAAUAGCAGCAAUGAUGAUGAAACCCCAAUUAUUGUAACAUUAGAACAAGAUUCUUUGAAGAGAAAUACUGGAGAUACUGAGCUACAAACUACUACCACUAUUAAUACUAUUAGUAUUGAUAGUUCUAGCUCAUCUGAUUCAUCAAGCUCUUCUUCUGAUUCCACUUCAAGUGAUGAUGAUGAAGUCCAAGAGAAACAGCAACUGCCAACUACCAAGGUGAAUAAGGGAAUGCCAGAUGGAAAAAUGGAACUGCUAGACGAAAUGCUACCUAUAGAUCUACCGCUAAUAGAAGAUUUGCAUAUCACGGUUGAUGAGUCAGUGGAGCUCAGACAUCUAGGACAAAUCUCGAGUGCAAUUAGCCUUCUGGUAGUUGUUGAAUCAUUGAAGGGUAUGCCUCCCAUCAAUGAGGAUUCUGUGCUGUUCUUGGAAGACCGAACACCUUUUGGAAAGGUGUUUGAGACAUUUGGUCCAGUAGCCUCAGCAUUCUACUCUGUGCGGUUCAACUUGCAAGAUGACAUUAAAAAUAAGGGUAUCAAACCUGGGAUGAAGGUGUAUUUCGCACCCCAGAAGGAGGAGUUUACAUCAUUUGUGUUCACUGCUCAACUGAGAGCGAUGAAAGGAACUGAUGCGUCAACUGAAUAUGACAAGGAGUUACCUCGAGAACUGCAGGAUUUUUCUGAUGAUGAACAGGAAAAAGCUGCAAAAUCAAUGUCUAUGGGUAGUCGAUCGAACAAGGACCCUGGAAUGAAGGGAGAUUCAGGAGGGAAGCAUGCAGAAGCAAAGCGAAGGAAGAUACGAAAGAACAGUCGGGGGUUAUCAAGGACGCUUCAGGGGAAUGGAGAUCAGCACCAGUCUAUGCAUGGUGGAUUUCCAGGCAAUUCUAUGAGCAGACCACCUUUACGAGGUGACAUGAGAGGGCCACCGCCCAUGAGCAUGAAUUUUCCGAGGUCACCACACAUGUUUCGGCCAAGGUUUCAGCCACGGCAGCACCAUCUGCAUCCUAGACAGCAAGUCCGACCACCUUGUGGUAGAUUUGGCGACCAAUACAACUACAGACCCCAGUCCCAAACAUGGCGACCACCACCACCACUACCACCGCCACCAGAUCAUCAUUGGCAUUCCGGUUUUCCAUUCGUGGCUGCGCCUUCAGAGAGAAGUAGGCAACCCCAGACUGGCUGGACCCCUCACCCAGGUGAUUCAUUCAGGUUUCCGAUGCACCCAGGAUCAGGAAUGCUAGAUCAGAACGUCAGAGAACUACAGGCCCCAGAUGCUAAAUUGCAUGACAUCACUGACAUGGCAAUGCAGUAUUACCAGAAUAGUUAACGGAAUUUACGUUGCAAACGAUUUUGUUGAAAAUUACUGCAUUUAGAGUAAUCGCUGAAUGACAAAACGAUGGGAUCGAGAGCGUAUUAAGAAGCUUCUUAAUAUGCUGUUAAGAGCUUCUUAAUAUGCUCUUGAUUGGAUGUAUAACAAUUCUUAAUGUAUGCAAUGUAUACACAGGCGUCGAAAUUUGCUAAAAAAAAAACACACUUGCGCAUGCCGCAAGUUAGGUUAAACAAUUACUUGCACCUACCUCUGUUGCCCUCCAAACUGGCAGUACCCCUUCCCUUCCUCCCUGUUUUAGUUUAUGAUUUAUUCUAUGUCUUCUGUGUCUUCCUGCUCUGAUUCAGAGUCAUUUACGCUUCAAUUUCGUACAGAAAUCAAAAUAAAAUGGGUCUGACUUCUAAAUACGUAAGUAGCUGGCAUAUUGUUGCUACGAAACAUCGCUCAAUUGCGUUCGGUGAAAAUCACUUGUGUUGCGCAAUCGCUAUAUAGCGAAUUUCGACUCAUACAUGUGUGGCAGAUUGUAUAAAAAUGUCAAAAUUAUAUGUGUAGUGAGUAUAGAAGGUAUGUAUAGGCAGAUUUGUUUUCACCUUGUUAAUCUUUGCUCAUAUUUUUAGAUCCAUUCCUUUAUGGAACUUGAUAGAUGCAGUAUAUUUUCUUAUUAUGACCAAGUUAUAUUUCAAUGCCAUUGUUUAGCUUAUAUUUCGACAGUGACAUGCAUAUAUUAUAAUUAUAUAUGUAUAUACUUUCCUUAAUGUCUAAGUGUAGUUUUUCAGCAACAAAUUAAUUGACGAUUCAACAAGGCUACAACCCUGAUUGUCAUGCAGGGGCAAACUUAACAAAUAUUGAAAUCGCAUAUGAUGUAAAUAUAUAACACCAAAAAAUGUAAAAGCCAAUUUAGCCAUAUGCCACAUUAAACAGUGUUUCGAGGGAGAUAUAGUGAUCCGCUAGAGGCGCCACCAUCCAAUGGCAUUAGCAUAGAUAUAAUAAUAUAACACAUGUGAAAAACGUGAAAAAAAUUGAGCCAUAAUACGGUCAUUCGCCUGCGAGUCUUCUAUUG